Sphaeroforma arctica JP610 is the source of this 1712-nucleotide messenger RNA. RefSeq names its product 3-ketoacyl-CoA thiolase, mitochondrial. The coding region runs from base 251 to 1429 and encodes 392 amino acids. The transcript is spliced from 6 exons. NCBI's taxonomy places the organism in Eukaryota, Ichthyosporea, Ichthyophonida. The record is from RefSeq and is a predicted model, not a curated record. Gene Ontology annotation, biological process: fatty acid beta-oxidation. Gene Ontology annotation, molecular function: acetyl-CoA C-acetyltransferase activity.
AAUACCUCUGACUUCUGAGGCUCCAGAGACUGGCUGCGUCACCAACAAAAAAAAAAGAGUUCAGGCGAACGAUACAAAAAAAACCCCCUUCGUACAUAUCAAGAGUUGUCAAAAGGCAUCGGUAGUUGUUACUUAUUCGGUAUAACCCAUAAUAAAAAAGCGACACAGCCUACAAAAAGUAAACAAACUAUCUGUCAUUCCCACAGACCAUAGUUUGUCAUCGAAGUAACGCAUUCGUUGGGCUGUCAAGAUGUCCGUAUUCAUUGUUGGCGCGAAGCGCACGGCCUUUGGAACAUUUGGUGGUGCAUUUAAAGACACCACUGCCACUGAAUUGGCAGUGCACGCGGCAAAGGGAGCCGUGGCUGCGUGUGGAGUGGACGUUAAGAAAGUAGAUAACAUCGUGGUCGGCAAUGUCGUUAACUCUAGCAAGGACGGUAUCUACAUGGCCAGACAUGUUGGACUUCACACUGGCCUACCCAUCGAAGCUCCCUCUCUACUGGUCAAUCGUCUAUGCGGUUCUGGAUUUGAAUCCAUUGUCCAGGGUACCCACUCCAUACAGCGAGGCGAGUCUAAAAUCAUGAUUGCAGGAGGCUCAGAAAACAUGUCGCAAGUACCGUACUCGCUCAGGAAUGCGAGAUUUGGUACCCGUUUUGGCCAGGAUCUGGUACUGGAGGAUACCCUAUGGGCCGGACUGAGCGACAGCUACUGUGGCCUACCAAUGGCGUUAACAGCUGAGAAUUUGGCUGAGAAGUACAACAUCUCUCGUAGAGAGUGCGACGAGUGGGCGGUGCGAUCGCAACAAACAUGGAACACCGCCCAAGAGGCCGGUCACUUCAAGGACGAGAUUGUCCCCGUAGAGCUAAAGAGUCGCAAGGGCCUUGUUAGCUUCGAGGUGGAUGAGCACCCCAAGACUACAUCAACUGUCGACAAAUUAAGCGCGAUGAAGCCAGUGUUUAAGAAGGAUGGAGUGGUGACGGCUGCAAAUGCCUCGGGUAUCUGUGAUGGCGCAGCCGCUCUUGUCCUAGCUGGUGAAGAUGCAAUUAAGAGCGAAGGCUUGACACCUCUCGUACGCAUUGUGAGCUCAGCUUCGGUUGGUGUACCGCCAGAGAUUAUGGGUAUCGGACCCGUACCCGCCAUUCAGGCCGCAUUAAAGUCAGCCGGACUUACUAUGAACGAUAUGGACUUGGUGGAGAUCAACGAAGCAUUCGCUUCUCAAUAUCUUGCUUGCCAGAAGGAACUCGGUUACAGUUCGGAUAUCGCGAACACUUGCGGCGGUGCCAUUGCUCUGGGACAUCCCCUUGGAGCCUCGGGCGCACGUAUUAUGGCCCACUUGACACACAAGCUUAUCCGCACUGGUGGCAAAUACGCUGUCGGCGCUGCAUGCAUCGGUGGUGGUCAAGGUAUUGCUGUCAUUAUUGAGCGCGCUUGAACGAGUAACCCCGUGAAAUCUUCGGCCACGUGUGCAAGACGCGCAGGCUGGAUCCUUGACUGAGUACGCUGGCACAUCGGUUCAAGUUAUCAGAUGCUGUGACCAGGAUACUUCGAAACCUGAAGUAUCUGGUAGUGUGUUGAGGAGCAUGAGUGAGCCCGAUGGGAGAUUGAGUCCAUUACGACAAGAAUCCAAAUAAAUAAAGAAUACACGACGGCCUACCAAAACCUGACUUCCACUUUUCUGCGUUUUCACUCGAAUUCGUCGAUACAUUGUUCAGUGA